AUGCCUAUCGAAUUAAUCCUUUAUCCAAUCAUGAGACCAUUGGUCAGAGCCAAAUCAAUUCUUUUCAGUCCACAUAGAAGAAGUUCUCGUUAUGUCCCCAUCAUUAAAGAAUUACCAAAAGAAAACAUUUCCCAAUAUGCCGUCAUCAAAAGAUUUGGAUCUGGUUCUAAAAUAUUUGAUGUUUUCGAUACCAAUAAAGGAGAAUUACCCGUUGGACCAAACAAUCCUCAUGAUCGAAUUUUUUGGUUUCAUCGUUCAAGAGCAGUCAAAGGUGCUUAUAAGAUGUAUUCAUCAGCUAUUUCAGGUACUGGACCCAAUGGGGAAGAUGAACCAGUUGCAGAUGUGAAGGCGGGAUUAAGAGGGAAUGUCUUAUUGAUUAGAGCACCUGAUGGGGCUGCUGCUGAAUUGGGUUGGCAUAUUACCAAUCAUCGAGUUGAUGCAAUUGAUAGUUAUAGAAUGUUUACUUUGGCUGAUGGAGUAACUUAUCAAUGGACGUAUAGAGGGAAAUGGUUAGAAAUGGUCCAUAAUUUAGGUGAGAAGGAAUCUGAAAUUAGGGAAAGAAUUGGUCAAGUUGUUCCAAAUGGAAAUAAUGGAUUUACGUUAUUUAUUAAUGAAAGUAAAAUGCCUAGAGAAAUGGCCUUGAGUACUGCUUUGUUGUCAUAUAUUGAUCAAUGGAAUACUACUAAUGAAGUUGGUGGAAUUUAUCAUGCUAAGCAGCCAGGACAAAUUCGUUGGAAGAGAGAUUGA
This is a messenger RNA of Hemisphaericaspora subhashii, 747 nucleotides long. RefSeq lists its product as uncharacterized. The transcript has a single exon. The record is from RefSeq and is a predicted model, not a curated record. Bases 1 to 747 code for a protein of 248 amino acids. Lineage: Eukaryota; Fungi; Ascomycota; Pichiomycetes; Serinales; Debaryomycetaceae.